GCCGACGUGGAGUCCGAGAAAGCGGCUCCUGGACACCUGGCUAGGGGAGAUGUGCUGGGCAAGGAGGAGUUCUGGGGAAAUUCCUUUGUGGAGGACGGAGAAGACUGGGGUGGGAGCGCCUCUGUGUCGGGUGGAGCACAGCCUACAGGAAUUCAGUGUGAGCAUCUCCAGAAGGGCCUUCAUUGUUGCCUCUGCUGUUGUGAUGCAGGAGAUGGGUCACUGGAGAUGCCUGUCUGUUUCUUCCCUGAUCCCUGUGUGCCAGUGAAAGUGUAGGCAAGCAUAUGCUUGAAGCAUGCAACAGUAAUCUAGAAAUGGCUGUCACUAUGUUCCUCGAUGGUGGAGGGAUAGCAGAUGAACCCAGUACUAGUUCGGCAAGUGUAUCAAACCUUCGACCACACACAGAAGAUGAAGUAAGAGCCCCCAUUCCUCAAAAGCAAGAAAUACUGGUAGAACCCGAACCCUUAUUUGGUGCUCCAAAAAGGCGCAGACCUGCUCGUUCAAUAUUUGAUGGUUUUCGAGAUUUCCAGACAGAAACCAUUCGGCAGGAACAGGAAUUGAGGAAUGGAGGAGCAAUAGACAAAAAACUCACCACCCUUGCAGACCUCUUCAGGCCUCCAAUUGAUCUGAUGCAUAAAGGAAGCUUUGAAACAGCCAAGGAGUGUGGUCAGAUACAGAACAAAUGGCUCAUGAUUAACAUACAGAACGUCCAGGAUUUUGCCUGUCAGUGUCUCAAUCGCGAUGUUUGGAGCAAUGAGGCUGUGAAAAAUAUUAUCCGGGAACACUUCAUUUUUUGGCAGGUAUAUCAUGACAGUGAGGAAGGACAAAGAUAUAUACAGUUCUACAAACUAGCAGACUUCCCUUAUGUCUCUAUCCUGGAUCCUAGGACAGGGCAAAAGCUAGUGGAGUGGCGCCAGCUAGAUGUCACUUCCUUUUUGGACCAAGUGACUGGCUUCCUGGGAGAGCACGGGCAACUGGACGGACAUUCUACCAGCCCUCCCCAAAAACGCACUCGUUCUGAGAGCCUUAUUGACGCAAGCGAAGACAGCCAGCUAGAAGCUGCCAUCAGAGCCUCACUGCAGGAGACACAUUUUGAAUCUACCCAAGUCAAGCAGGACAGCAGAUCCGAUGAAGAGUCUGAGUCUGAGCUUUUCUCUGGAAGUGAGGAGUUUAUUUCAGUUUGUGGCUCUGAUGAUGAUGAACCAGACAGUACCGCCAAGUCCAGGAAGUCUCCACACAAGGACCUGGUGUGUAGGAAAGAGGAGGUCAGAAGGCCUCCACCUGAGCCUACAGUAAGGACUGAACCUGAGGUGGUAACAAACCAUCGAGGACUAUCUUACAUAGAUUCAGAAGUGCUAGAGGAAUCUCCGGUGAAGCCAGAAGCUGCGGUGAAGGAGCUGAGCGUGAAUGGACCAAAGGCACAACUCAUGCUAAGGUAUCCAGAUGGAAAGAGGGAACAGAUUUCACUGCCUGAACAAGCUAAGCUUCUGGCUCUCAUCAAACAUGUACAGUCAAAAGGCUACCCCAAUGAACGUUUUGAACUCCUCACCAACUUUCCACGGAGAAAACUUUCCCAUCUGGACUAUGACAUUACAUUACAAGAGGCUGGUCUUUGUCCUCAAGAGACUGUCUUUGUGCAGGAAAGGAAUUAGCUCUUCCAAUCUUCCUGUCAUGUCAUUUUGCCUACAGUACUAUUCCCCAAGUAUGCAGUUGGCUUCGUGAGACUGCAGAGCUGAAAUCAGGCAGUCAUUUGCCGACUUUUCUCCUUCCCUCCUUUGUGUUACUAUUGACUAGUCAGUCAUAUAAAAGCAGCAGGAUAGGUUUACUUGGCUUUGGUGCUGGGGGAAAGUAUGUCUGUUUCAGUGGUUUGUUGCCAUUUCCGAAUAGUAAGGGCUGUCUAUAUAUCUAGCAUGCUGGGGACACGGAGCAGCCAGAGCGUUUCUCUCUCCACUCAGAAAAACAAAAUCUGUUUUUUAAUAUCUUUAAAUUUUCAAGAAGUCAAGUGACCAGCCAUUAAGGGCUUCUUUACACCUCCAUCUAAGCAUGUAGUGGCUGCACAAAAACAGUGCGGGAUGUCGUUUUCAGCAUGGCAAGCAUGGCUUUUUCCUGAGAUGCCAUUCUGUGCUGAAAGCUGAGUCCUGCAGGUAAUUAGUGGAUGCAGCCUAUUUGUUUUCCAUGUGUUGGGAGCCACUACACACAGGCUUUUCAAGGAACAAACAUGUGUCCAGAUGGUUGUUAAAGAGGCCCCAAGUCUUGCCCACAUGUGAAGAAAAUGUGCAGAGGUGCAGAUCUGUAGCACUUUGAGUCACAGCAAGCACAGUUCCAGGAAGGACAUAGAAUCACCAACAUUUGAACAACAUUUGUAUGGAUUGAUUGUAUCAUGUAUUCACCUCAUUUUUUAUGGAUGGAAUUACUUGCUCUAAAGGAAGGUAAUAUAGUCGGUAGAUCUAGUACUACCUAACCUUCAUCAUCUAACCCUUCCAGCUCAUCUAGAGGCGUUAAAAUUAUGGAAAUUAGGGAUGGCUUCUCAUUUUCUACCUAGAAUUUAUCAACAAUGGAAUAUUGCAAGAUACUGACUCUGAAUGUAAAUCAUUAAACCUGUUCUGUCAUACCUUAAAGCUGUUUUAAUUUACAGUGCUGGACUUGAAUUCAGUCAACGUUGAGUCUUAGUGUAUUUGCACUGGUGCCAGGUUCCUAGAGAAAGCAAUGUAUUAUAUUUUGUUUGGUUAAUUUUAAAAUACUCUAACACAGUGACAUCCUAAAAACAGAAGGUUUUGGACUGUUCACAUCUGUAAUUCUGAACUUCAGCUGCCAAAACAGCUGUUUGUCACAUUGUUUUCUAAUCGGUCAGGAACACAUGAAUCAUCCCAGGCGUGAGGUGGGUCACUUGAGUUUGGCAAUUCUUAGCCCCAAAACACUGCAAGCCACAGUAUGGUCAUAUUCUCACCAUACAUUUUUCCAUCUGUCUGAGCAGUGUUUGUAUUUUAUUGUAGAAUGGAAGUAUUUAACUUAACCCUUUCCUUUUCUUCCUUCCAGUAUGCCAGUAACAAAUGUAAGGUGUCUUUUACAGCUGAGAGGUUUCUUUGUGUGACCUUCAAUUAUGGUGAUGAAUGGACUUAUUUUUUUAAAAAAAAAAUCAGAGCUGAGUUUAUAUUAAACUACACAACUGGCAAUAUGUGGAGUCCAGAUCAGCUUGCUGAUCAAAUUAAUAUGUUGUAAGGAAUCCAGCUUUAGAAAUCUGUAUCAAGACCCAGAGGCUUCAGUUCUUGAAAACUGAUGCCAUAAAACAUUUUGAAUUGUGUAUCUGAACAAACUAAAUUAUAAAUGUCUAAUCUUGAUUAAAGCUAAACUAGACUUCUACAGUCAAGGAGCUAACUUUUUAGUUACCAAUAUAUUCAUCCACAUCUCUCUCUGUUGCUGCCACCUCCAUCCUUUUCCUCAAGCUGCCUCCUAUUCUUUAGUUGGAUUCUCAUUUCUUUAUCUACUGUUUCCCUUUGAACUCUCUGCCCCAUCUUUUUUAUCUUUAGGCAUCUUUAUCUAGUCUCCUGCCUCCCCAUAAAUCUACUUCUGUCUUAUAGCAUCUGUGCGAGGUUUUGACCCAACAGGUAACUUUUUCUCCCCAUUUUGACACCUUUGUUCCCUGUCCUUCAGCACUUGUAAUUUUUGUAAACAUUCCAUGCUAUCAUAUCAGCUUAGCAAAUUGGUGUCAAAGGCUUUACUGCCACAGCACGAAUGAGUAUAUAUGGUAUCUUCUGUUACCACUAUAUUAAUAUGAGGGUAAUUCAGUAUAAUUACUUGAUGCCAUUUGUCCUUGAGGUAGUGAAAACCUUAUCCGUAUAAACUAACAAUCUCAAAUGCCUUCAGUCUUGACAACCCGUUGUUGCAUAGGUCUUGCUAGCAGAUUUCCAACUGCUUCAUGCUAGCUUGAGAGGUCUAGAAGAUUUAAUGUUGAAGUGGAGAUGCUGAUGCUGCUCUUAGUAAUGCUAACCAGACUACGACAUUCAGCUGUGAAGAGAGAAUUUGUUAGUUCAUUCAAAGCUUGUCUGUUUACCCCAGUAAAAUAACUCACACUGUCAGAAUUUUUGUGUUCUGAAUGGUCUCUUAAAGCAGUUUUGAGUAGAUGCUUUUGAAUAGGUCCAUUAAAUAUCCUUUACAUUAUUUACAGUUCAAGGUAGCUGUUUCAUUGUGUAUGUGUGUGUACACAGUUCACACAAGAUCUUCAAAGGUACUUAAGUGAGUAGCAUAACUAGAACGAUUAUUUCUUCCAGAUGGAUUAUGAUGCCCAGUAGAAAGGCAGGCCUGAGAAAGCUCUGCGAUGCUUAAUCUACACAACAGACUGUGUAAAGAUCAGGAUUUAAUUUUUUAAUUAUUUUUGUUUGGCUGGUGCAGGGAGCAAUAAAUGGUCAAACCCUGAAAGUGUCUUCUGGAGAAAUGCUGUACAUUCAUGCCUUGUUGGGAUUGUCCUCAGCAGCUUAAAGACUUAAAAUGAUCCCUUCUGUGUUAACUAGAAUAGUUUUCUCUGUGCCAUUGUUUCUGAAGUGGCAGUCUUAACUAAGUUUUCAUGUAGAUCAUGUGGGAAUGUUUGAAUUUGUUUGGAUUUGUUUUGCUAUUUUUGAAGCUUAUGGCUGGAACUAUGAGCACUCCAAGUCUUUCCUUGUUCCUGCAACUGAUCAGUGUGGCCUCACAAGACAAAUGAUUCCCAAAAGGUGGAUUGGGGCGGGGGGGAGCCUUUGGUACAGCACAGUGUGGCAAAUGGUGAAGAACUGUGACACUUCUUCUAGCAAAAGAAACGCCCCACAAGGUUCAAAGCUGCAGAGGUGACAAGCCAGCCUCUCACACUGGAGGAGACAAGAUGUUAUCUAACUGGGAAUAUAUAAUUUGGAUGUAAUCAAAAAUAUGGUACCCUUUAGGAUAUUAAGUUAACUUUAAAGUUGGAUUGCCUUCUUAAAUGGAUAAUGUUUUAUAGCUGUACAAACCUGUGACUUGCUACAUUUUUAGUAGAAGUUAUUUCCUUUUUAAUUAUAAGAAUUGUAAGGUAGGUGGGGGAAGAGUGGAUUUCAGCUUGCUGUGAUGGGAAGGACCAAGUUCAAGGCAACCUCUAUACAUACCAAGUACUGCAUUUUUUAUAAAUAUGUGUAAAUGUCCUUCCUAUUGUAAUAUUUUGAGCCUGAAAAUAAAGCAGACCUUUUCACUAA
Messenger RNA from Sphaerodactylus townsendi, 5192 nucleotides. RefSeq names its product UBX domain protein 7 (gene UBXN7). The record is from RefSeq and is a predicted model, not a curated record. Gene Ontology annotation, cellular component: nucleus. Gene Ontology annotation, molecular function: ubiquitin binding. Gene Ontology annotation, biological process: proteasome-mediated ubiquitin-dependent protein catabolic process. The transcript has 11 exons. NCBI's taxonomy places the organism in Eukaryota, Metazoa, Chordata, Lepidosauria, Squamata, Sphaerodactylidae. The coding region runs from base 282 to 1649 and encodes 455 amino acids.